Molecule: messenger RNA, 982 nt
Organism: Syngnathus acus (greater pipefish)
Lineage: Eukaryota; Metazoa; Chordata; Actinopteri; Syngnathiformes; Syngnathidae
Gene: tmem176
Product: transmembrane protein 176
Exons: 7
Coding region: 135-737 (200 amino acids)
Cellular component (GO): membrane
Source: RefSeq, a predicted model, not a curated record
GGCGGAGUUUCGCGGAAUCAACGUCACAAACUUUCUGUUUUUCCUUUUGAGCACAUUGCUGGCGAGGCUCAAGGAGAAACGUGGCAGAAAUUCAGGAGUGGUUGCUGAUAUUAACGUCAACAAGUGUAAAGGUAAUGGCUGUUGCUGUCUCAAGGGAUCUGUCAGUACAGGUGCUUGAGGACCAGAAUACAGUUAAACUCACUGACAGACAACAAUAUUUGCAUGAUGCUAAACAACGUGGACAACCCAAAUGUAUUGGGGUGAGUCAGGUGGUGCUGGGCCUGAUGAUCAUGUCCUACGCUAUUCCACUGCAUUUUAUAAACCACACUGAGGUGGUUUACCUGGGCGUGCCAUGGUGGAGUGGCCUAGUGUUUAUAACAGCUGGAGUUGUUGCCAUCAUCUUGGACAAACACUGUACCACGAGGACUUUUCAGGCAUCUUUGGUGGUGAAUUUUGUUUCCACAGUGGUGUCAGUUAUUGCUGUGAUCACGUAUUCUGUGGAUAUGGACAAACAUCCAGGGGCAUCAUGUGUCAAGAACUUGGAUGGCAGCUGUAACAUUAACUUCUACACCACACUCCUGACCAGAGGGUUGAAAUCCUUUCUACUACUCUUCACCAUGGCCCAGACGACCGUCUCCGCCACGCUCUGCUUCCAACUCUACAGACUGAAGUAUACUUUUGGAUUGUACAGUUUUUUCACCGAAGCUGCUUCAUCUACUUCCAGAACGCUCGCCUGACCAGUACCGAUUAAUCAGGAAUCUACAGACUCACUGUUCAUACUUAUUGUACACAAUCCAAAUGUACUAAUUUUGUUUUUUUCUUUUCUUCAUAAUUAAGAAAUCUGUCAAUUAGUAAGCGAUAUAACACAAGUAUAUAUUUGUAAUUGAUGUUCUUACAUUGUAUAACAUGUAUUACUGUUCAUUUCAAUAACUUUAAUUUGAUACUUUUUGUUUCAAUGUAUAUAUAAAUAAAGCAUUUAAAA